AUGUUAGAAGUACCGACAAUCAUCGGCCUGGGUUUAGGAUUCGACGGCUCCGCGAACUGGGUGAACAAAUUUAUCGUUGACCCGUAUCUCUUUGGCAUCAAAUCGGAAGAUUUCAACCCGGAAACGCACGGUUUACUUCGGAAGUUUCUCGUCAUCUGGGGGUUUCUUUUGGUGAUGACGUAUUUGUUUUAUUUCACGUUUUGCCCUUUGACGUAUUAUUUCCUGUUCAAACGGAAAGAUAAAAAGACGGGAGAGAAUAAAGCCAAUUGGUUCCAACGGGAAGGGAAGGACCAGGUGAAGAACGAGAUCAAGACGAGUUUGUGGUCCAUAGCGGUGAUGACGGCGAUGACGGCGCCGUUCGAGUUGUUGGUGGAGAGCGGGAAGACGAAGAUAUAUUGGGAUUUGAACGAACACGGCGGGAAGUUGUACGCGUUUGUGAUCGCGCCGAUUAUGUUCGUAGCGUUUUCGGAUACUUGUAUUUAUUGGAUACAUCGAGGAUUGCACCAUAAGAAGUUGUAUAAACCGUUGCAUAAGUUGCAUCACAGGUAUAAAGAGACGACUCCGUUCAGCGCGUACGCGUUUCACCCGAUCGAUGGGUGGUUGCAAGGGUGCCCGUACCAUAUUUUUGUGUUUUUAUUCCCGAUGCACCACGUGGCGUAUUUUAUAUCUUUAGCGUGCGUCGGUAUGUGGACGAUAAACAUUCACGAUCGCGUGACGUGGAAUUUACCGUUCGUGAACGGGGCAGCGCAUCAUACCGUCCACCACACGGGAUUUAAUUAUAACUACGGGCAAUAUUUGGUGUUUUGGGACAAGUUAGGUGGGAGUUAUAGGGAUCCGUUUGUCACGGCGCCGUAUAACGGGACGCCGCUCGAUAAAGAGAAGAGGUUCAAGACGAGUUGA
This is a messenger RNA of Bathycoccus prasinos, 900 nucleotides long. Its product is annotated as C-5 sterol desaturase. The record is from RefSeq and is a predicted model, not a curated record. Gene Ontology annotation, molecular function: iron ion binding; oxidoreductase activity. Bases 1 to 900 code for a protein of 299 amino acids. NCBI's taxonomy places the organism in Eukaryota, Viridiplantae, Chlorophyta, Mamiellophyceae, Mamiellales, Bathycoccaceae. Gene Ontology annotation, biological process: lipid biosynthetic process. The transcript has a single exon.